Molecule: messenger RNA, 1284 nt
Organism: Mycosarcoma maydis (corn smut)
Lineage: Eukaryota; Fungi; Basidiomycota; Ustilaginomycetes; Ustilaginales
Product: putative mevalonate pyrophosphate decarboxylase
Exons: 2
Coding region: 1-1284 (427 amino acids)
Biological process (GO): isoprenoid biosynthetic process; isopentenyl diphosphate biosynthetic process, mevalonate pathway
Cellular component (GO): cytosol
Molecular function (GO): diphosphomevalonate decarboxylase activity; ATP binding
Source: RefSeq, a predicted model, not a curated record
AUGUCGUCGACUAUCUACCAAGCGACGUGUUCGGCACCCGUCAACAUCGCUGUCAUCAAGUACUGGGGAAAGAAGGACACCACCCUCAUUCUUCCUACCAACGACAGUCUGUCAGUCACCCUGGAUCAGGACCAUCUGCGAUCCGUCACCACUGCUCGUGCCGAUGCUAGCUUCGGCUCUCAGGAUCGCUUGUGGCUGAACGGCGAAGAGGAGGCCAUCAAGGCAGACGGUCGCCUGCGCAGGUGCAUCGACGAGAUGAGAAAGCUCCGACAGGCCAAGGAGUCCAAGGACAGCAAUCUUGCCAAGCUUUCGGAAUGGGCCGUUCACGUGUGCUCAGAGAACAACUUCCCCACAGCCGCAGGACUUGCAUCAUCCGCCUCUGGUUUCGCCGCACUCAUCGCUUCGCUUGCAGCGCUUUAUGAAUUGCAACCCGAAGUGUCGAGCUCUGAGCUCUCGCGCAUUGCCCGUCAGGGCAGUGGAUCUGCUUGUCGUUCGCUCUUCGGAGGUUACGUUGCCUGGCAGGGUGGAGAGCACCCUUCUGGCCAGGACAGUCUCGCCGUCCAAGUAGCGCCCCAAUCGCACUGGCCAGACCUUCAGGCCCUGAUUUGUGUUGUCAGUGAUGCCAAAAAGGGCACCCCAUCGACUGCUGGUAUGCAACGCACCGUCCAGACCUCCCCGCUUCUGCAACACCGUAUCAAGGAGGUCGUACCGCAACGUAUGAUCAAGAUCUCCGAAGCGAUCCAGAAGCAAGACUUUAACACCUUUGCCGAAAUCACCAUGGCCGACUCGAACAACUUCCACGCAUGCUGCCUCGACACGGCACCGCCCAUCUUUUACAUGAACGACGUCAGCCGUGCCAUUGUGCAGCUCGUCGAGGAGCUUAACCGCGCCAACGAAGCCGACGGAAAGGGCAAGUUGGUGGCUUACACCUACGAUGCCGGCCCGAACGCUGUUCUCUACGCUCCCAAGGACAACAUGCCGCGCAUCCUGCAAACAAUUCGCCACUAUUUCCCCAACGCGGACUUCGACGACACCUUCGAUCUGUUGGGCAAGGGUGUCAAUGCUUCGCAUCGAGGCGCUCAGGAGGCUCGUGGUUUGCCCGAGUCGCUGCCUAGCUCGUUUCACGCCAACGUGAUUCCCGUGCACGAGGCUGGCGCUGUUCGCCGUCUGAUUCACACCCAGGUGGGUGAUGGGCCACGCGUGCUCGAGCGUGGUGUGGGCAAGGAGUCGUUGCUCAACGAGAACGGCGAACCUAUCCGUUUGCAGCGUGCUAAGCGCGCAUAG